Hyalella azteca is the source of this 873-nucleotide messenger RNA. RefSeq names its product putative proline-rich protein 21. Lineage: Eukaryota; Metazoa; Arthropoda; Malacostraca; Amphipoda; Hyalellidae. The record is from RefSeq and is a predicted model, not a curated record. The transcript is spliced from 2 exons. Bases 1 to 873 code for a protein of 290 amino acids.
AUGUUAUCGUCACUCCAAGCCACACCCGUCACUCCACACCCGUCACUCUACACCCGUCACUCCACACACGUCACUCCACACCCGUCACUCCACGCCCGUCACUCUACACCCGUCACUCCACACCCGUCACUCCACAACCGUGAUUUCACACCCGUCACUCCACACCCGUCACUCAACACCCGUCACUCCACACCCGUCACUCCACACCCGUCACUCCACACCCGUCAUUUCACAACCGUCACUCCACACCCGUCACUCCACACCCGUCACUCCACACCCGUCACUCCACACCCGUCACUCCACACCCGUCAUUUCACAACCGUCACUCCACACCCGUCACUCCACACCCGUCACUCCACACCCGCCACUCCACGUAACCAACCGCCGCUCGUUACACAGCGUGGCGGUGAUGCAAGAGCGGCGGCUAUGGUCCCGGCGCGGUACCCUUAUGUUGCUUCACUUACUGCUCUUCACCAGCUUCGCCUUCAACUCAUCACUAUAGCUUCACCUAACGCUCUUCACCAGCUUCACUUAAUUACUGCUCUUCACCAGCUUCACCUUCAACUCAUCACCAGCUUCACCUACCGCUCUUCACAAGCUUCACCUACCGCUCUUCACCAACUCCGUCUACCGCUCAUCACCAGUUUUACCUGCCGCUCUUCACCAGUUUACCUGCCGCUCUUCACCAGUUUACCUGCCGCUCUUCACCAGCUUCGCCUACUGCUCUUCACCAGCUUCACCUACCGCUCUUCAAAAGAUUCACUUGCUGCUCAUAACCAGCUUCACUUAGCGCUCUUCAAAAGAUUCACUUUAAAAAUGUUGGCAGUCCCGACGUCCCGUUCUUCCCAUGAAGCCGCUCUUCGUCCACUCUGA